AUGAUUUUACAUUCAGAUCAGAUAGGGCCCCAGUGGGAUAGCAAUAUCCGCGAUUUUGUACAACGCGAGUUCAUCAGACACAAUUCCUUCCCAAAGUACAGUUGCAGAAAUCGUUGUGGAAAAGACGAACGAGACGCAUCUACUGCAGCUUUUUUUCGUCGUUUAUCUAGAUGUUACUGCGAUAAAUUAUGCGAUGAAUUUGGAGACUGCUGUUAUGACUUUAAUGCUAUGUAAGUUUUUCUUCCAUUCUUAUGUUGUACUUUGUUGCUUUAUAAAUUGAUAUCCAUGAUGUGAUUUCUCACAAACUGCUUACAUUGUGUCGCUUUCCAUGUUACGGGGACAAAGAAACAGAAACAAUUUUUUUGUGUUUCUUGAAUUUAGUCUCAUAGAAAGAAAGGAAAAAAAUAUAUUGUCAGAUCUGAGACGUUACUGAUUAAAAACGAAGCCUGAGUAGUAAACAAUUCUAAUUCAUCAGUUGUUAAAAUCUCACCUUUUUAAAGUUGCAGAAAAGUUGUAAAUCCUCAGAGAAGCCCACUGAGCUCAUCUGAAAACUGCUUUGCUCGACCAAACCACCCUACAGGCGCAAUAUAUCAUGGCUACGCAGUGUGGAGUAGGUGUCCAGAAAACUGGAAAGAAAGCAGGGUGAGACAAAAAUGCCAGCAUGAAGAUCAAAGCGAUCUUUUGAAUAAUCUGCCCGUGUUUCACGAAGACAGUCUUGUAACCUACAGAAAUAUCUUUUGUGCACAAUGUAAUGGCGCUACAGAUACGACGUACUGGAGACUGGAAUUUCAAUGCAACACAUGGUUUAACACCACGGCUUCUAAUUUGAGUACUACCAUGAACUUUCUGCGACAGAAAUGUUCAGUCAUAACAAGUCCAGAGGAGUUUCAACUGAGGCAUUUGAAACUGUGCAUUUCUCGUUUUCGGGAAUGUGCAAGUGUUAGCCAGGCAAAGAACGAUUCGUACUGUCAAACAGAGUGCCUAAGGUACGCUUUCCCAACUUGUGUCGAAUCAGAUAACCUUGCACGAUUCAGAAACCCUCAGUGUGCUCUGUGCAAUGGAUUUGAACCAAGGUCUCUUGAAAUCGAAUGUGCUUCGGGAAGCGGAGCAGCGACACCUCCUCUCUCAGUGCUUUUCGAUUUUUCUUCCUCCUCAAUGUUUAGUGUUGUAGUGGAUGACAGGGAGCAUAAUAUGCGUCAUUCCUUUGAAGAUGUGUGGUCAUGCACCCAUGAUGAAGUAUACGAUCCAUAUACUGCAAAAUGCAGGAAAAUCGUCUCAGUCGGUGCAAACCAUGAAAAUCACCCACUCAACAAUGCGGUGCUCAAUUUAAACUGCACUUUUGUAUAUUUCAACAAAAGUGACUACGAAAGGCAGCCCAAUGGAAGCGUUUACAUCAGAUCUCACAAUAAGAUCUACAGCAACUCAUCUUACAAGGUACAGGGUGAUCGGCUGCUUUUGUGUGUAAACUUUUCAAGGAAUGCUACAGUUAACAAAAAAGAACGGAACGUUCACGAAAUCAAAACAACGCCAGCAUCCUUGAGCGUUUUAACAACGAUCGGCUUCAGCAUAUCAAUGUUGUCACUUGUUAUUCUGCUGUUAACGUACGUAGUGUUUUCCGAGCUGCGCAACUUACCUGGAAAAAUCAUAAUAAACUUGGCCAUAUCUCUGCUUCUCUAUCAAAGCCUCUUUUUCCUAGCGAACAAAACUUCUAAUGACGUGCAAUGCCUUGUCGCUGCAAUUCUUCUUCACUUUCUGACUUUGUGCUCUUUUACCUGGAUGAACGUUAUGGCUUAUGACGUGCAUCGAAUUUUCACCGCUUCUGGUAAGUUUUCCUAUACUUAUUACGGUAGUGUAAUCAAAAUAAUCAUCCCUACCGGAAUUUAAGUAAUUGUCACUCAUGUGUACCAAAGAUUUCUACUCAGUGUAUAGCUUCACUUAACCUCAGAUCAGUCUUAAAAAGCACGCCUAAAUUCUUAGCAGAGUUCUUAGUAUUAUAACGCGAUUCCUAAACAAACAGAUUUUCUGGAAAAGGCUCUCAAUGACCAAAUUUUGAUUGAGUGUUUUAACUGCUUUAUGUUUCAUAAGUAUCAGCGCCCAGCAUAUACAUAAUGUUGAUUUUUCCGACCUUUUAACAAGUUUUAUCCGUUUCUCAUGCAGAUGGAGUUGCCUCAAAUCACCACGCUGACAACAACAAACGUCUUGUAAAAUAUUGCUUAUAUGCCUGGCUUGUUCCGGCAGUCGUUGUCUCCCUGACUGUGCUAAUUGAUCGUCGUCUUAAUGAAGGAUAUUUUGGUUACGGUAAGUGAACUUAAAAAAAUAUUGUGUUAUACGUGCAUGUAUGCGACUUAGAAACGUGGUUAAACAGGCCUUAAAGUUUUUCAAAGUUUUACACACAUUAAAAGCUCCAAUUCCUUAUCUACUCUGGUCAUUUCUUCUUAAAUUGAAGUUGAGCAAGUUCGAAAAUAAAAAUAACGGCUGAAAAUAAUGAAGGAAGCUUUGAAUAACACGACAGUAAUUAUAAAAUAUAGCACCGAUAGGCAAAACUGUAGAAAACUGGGUAAAAACAGAUUGAAAUUGAUUUUCAAACUGUUGAGCUUCAGUAACUUCAGAAGGAAGGUCAAAUACAUGCAAAACAUAGCUAAUAUAAUUAUAUACCCUGAUUUUUUUAACAGGGCAAGGGGAAGCGGCGUGUUUCAUAUCGAGGCGUCAGGCCAUUCUUUACGCGUUUGUUCUGCCCGUUGCUCUACUGAUGCUUUUCAAUAUAUUUGCUCUGGGACACACCAUACUGCACAUUGUUAGGACGAGGAAGGUAAUGCAAUCAUUGAAAUAUUUUUGA
Messenger RNA from Porites evermanni, 2836 nucleotides. The record is from the annotation of a GenBank genome assembly. Lineage: Eukaryota; Metazoa; Cnidaria; Anthozoa; Scleractinia; Poritidae.